AUGCGUGUUGCUGUUGUUACUGGUUCAAAUAAGGGUGUCGGAAAUGGUAUUGUUGAAUUAUUAGCCAAGCACUUGGACCCUAAAGAGUGGCAUGUUUACCUAACAGCCCGAAAUGUGGAAGCGGGUGAGGAAGCCGUGAAACGUUUUCGUGAUCAGGGGCUCGAGGUGAAGUUUCAUCAGCUGGAUAUUACUGAUAAAGACAGUCGACAUGCAUUGGUUGAGUUCAUUAAAAAGGAGUAUCCUAAUGGACUUGAUAUUCUUGUCAAUAAUGCAGGAAUCGCCUACAAGUCGAAUUCAACAGCACCUUUUGGCGAACAAGCUAGAGUCACUAUAGCUACGAACUACACAGCUACUGUGGAGAUGUGUUUAGAUUUUCUUCCAAUAAUGGCGAAGGGUUCUAGACUUGUUAAUAUUGCGAGCAUAGUGGCACAAAGAUCAUUCAAUACACUGACAGAAGGAGUAGCUCUCAAAUUUUUGGAGACUUCAAACCUUCAAGAACUGACCGAUCUUAUGAAUAAAUUCAUUAGGUACGCCGAGGCCGGAGAACACCAGAAAAAAGGAUUCCCAAAUUCAGCUUACGGUAUGUCAAAGCUUGGAGUUUGGAGAGCUACGGAACUUUUGGCGGCACAAUACAAAUCUGACCCUAGGCAUAUUCUUAUAAACUCCUGCUGUCCUGGUUACGUUAAUACUGACAUGUCUAGUCACCGUGGUGAAAAAACUAUUCUUGAGGGCGCCGAUACACCCUUCUAUCUUGCAACUUUACCGCCGGAUGCCACAGAGCCAUAUGGCAAAUUUGUCAGUGACCGCCAAGUAGUUGCAGUGGAUGCCAGAUUUAGAUAA
Rodentolepis nana is the source of this 840-nucleotide messenger RNA. NCBI's taxonomy places the organism in Eukaryota, Metazoa, Platyhelminthes, Cestoda, Cyclophyllidea, Hymenolepididae. The record is from the annotation of a GenBank genome assembly.